GCGGAGGCUGCUGUCCGCCGUUUAGCCCCGGAGAACCGGAACCACGCGGAGGAUGAAGAAGCACCUGAGCCCCUCCAAGCAGCCGCAGCCGCCGCCCAACGUCCCGGCGGCGGCUCCUCCGGGCGGCGAGGCGACGGUCCAGACGCUGAACGAGCUGCUGUCGGACGGAAGCGGCUUCUACAGCCUCCCGACGCAGCACUUCAACGAGGUCUUCCCCAGAAUCUACGUCGGCAACGCGUUUGUUGCCCAGAAUGCGAUGCGACUGCAGAAACUCGGAGUGACGCAUGUCCUCAAUGUGGCCGAGGGAACCUCCUUCAUGCACGUCAACACCAGUGCAGACUUCUACGCCGGAACCGGCAUCACGUACCACGGCAUCCAGGCCAACGACACCGAGCAGUUCGACCUCAGUGCCUUCUUUGAGGAGGGGGCUGAUUUUAUCGACAAGGCCCUAGCACACAAUAACAGCAAAGGGAAGGUGUACGUUCACUGCAGAGAAGGCUACAGCCGCUCCCCCACCAUGGUCGUCGCUUACCUCAUGCUGCGCCACAAGAUGGACGCCCGGCUGGCGGUCGCCACGGUGAGGCACAAGAGGGAGAUCGGGCCGAACGACGGCUUCCUCCGCCAGCUGUGCCAGCUGAACGAGAAACUGGCAAAGGAGGGCAAGCUGAACGGCGAGGUGGGCAAACUAAAGACCAAAUGAGAGCAGAAGGAGGCAGAAAGAGACUCUCCGACCCGUCUCCUCCCAUCAUGCCUUUCAGCUGCUCUCGGAGACCAAACCAGCACCCAUCCAACACACCAGGGGUAUCUGAAACACAAACAUACAUGCAUUUAUCCGUGUAGAUAAUCGUCUCGCGCUCAUUCCGUUUCCUUUUUAGUCUCUCUCACUGCUGUCCUACGAAAGUGUGAUCUCAAAAUACAAAAACAAAAAAUCCCCCUUUUUCUAACUCGCCGCUCGAACCAAAUUACCGUCACUUUUCGAGCCACUUUGAAGCAUUCCUUCGAUUCCCCGUGAGGUAAGAAGGUGAAAACUUUGCCCUGAUUUCUAGAAAUUUUCUCAGAGUUGCAGGAAAAUAAAAAAAACGAUGAUAGCACAAUCAUUCCAUAGUUUUCCACUGCCGGGAAUGUCAGUGAUGUCUCCGCCAGCAGGAGUGAUCCUCAGAUUCCAAACUCCUAAACAUCGAUGGCCACACGAGAUGCAACAAAGAGUGGAUGGAGGAGGAAAAUCCCAAACAUUCCAUGAAAACUUAAAAAAAGAUGCCCAGAUUCUUUUUAAAACCCUCGAUUAUUUUCCUUCUUCUGCCCGUAGCGGCGGAUGUUUAAUGCACAAACGACUCGCACUCCAAAGCUGCAGCUCUGCGUAGCGUCUCGGUCCUCCGGCCUCUAGUUUGACGGUGGCGACAUGAAAUUUAUCGGUUGUUGACAUGGAGCGGAGCGGCGCCGGGAGCAGCAAAGGUCAAGCUAAUUAAAAAUAACGAGCUGCGCUGGUUGUUCGUGUGGCGGCCGUAGUUAGCAGCAGAUAUGACGGAUGUUGAUUUUUAGCUCGACAGUCGGCCUCCACGGUACAGAAAUCUGAGGGAAACACUGCGUCGAAUGUUUCUCCUGCAGUUCCUUCUGCUUAAAGUAGACGUUCAUGUGAAGUUGUUUUAAUUUUCGGCCACAGAAGCAGCUUCAGAUUUGCAUUAUUUUACUCACAUAAGUAACCAGAAGGCUGUUUUUCUGUUUUCUUUAAUAGCGUCCAUCUAAAAAAUAAAUUUAGGAUUGAGUUUGUGUGUUAUAAGCAACACUUUAUUAUUUACUUGCAAGACUUUAUAAAGUCCAAGAUUGGAUGAAGACUUAAAAAGACCCUUAAUGUGUUUUAAAUCCCUUAAGGUUGCAGUAAUUUUCAAACAUUUUCAUCGUUUUUCAUGAUAUUUAUCACGCUGUAACAGGGUUCCAGUGUAAUGGAACAAUUAUGUUCAGUUCUCUGUCAAUUUGUCAAUUAAUUUGUUGUUCAAAAAAAUGGUAAAAUAGAAAUGUCAAUCAGUGUUUCCCAAUGCUCAACAUGAUAUCCUGAAAUAUCUUCUGUCCACCAUCCAAAUAUUUUCAGUUUACUGUCAUAGUAGAGGAAGGAAAUUCAAAAAAUUUUCGCAUUUAAGAACCUUGAAUCAGUGAAUUUAGACUUUUUUUUCUUGGAAAGUUGCUGAAACUGAUCAAUCGGUGAUCCAAAUAGGCAAAUAUUUUAUAAUUUGACAACUAACUGAUUAAUCGGUGACUUCUUGCAGCCUUAAAAUGUAGCUGCUUUGACCAGUUUAAUGUUACUUCGUUUAACUAUCACACAGCUAAAAAAUGCUGAGCUUAAGCUAAAAACUACCCUAAAAUAAAAGCAGAGCUGUCAUUGCACUAUAAGGAACCAUCCUAGUUCUUCAAUGAAGAGGCCAAAUGUUUGCUUAUAAUUCUAUUUUCUUCACUAAAACGAAGACUGCUCCUGGAAUGAUACUUGGAGAACGUAGACUUUCUCCAAGGCCAAUAAUCAACUCUUCUUCUACGUGUAAUCUUGCAGCCUAGACCAGAUUAGCGCCGAACUGUAAUAGUUUCUUGCUGUGCCCAUGUUGCAUCCUUCUACCAAAAUUGGCUCAGUGGUUUUUGUGUAAUGUUGCUGCUAAAUGGUUGUGAAAACACUAAAGGGGUGUUCAUUGGUAGUCUGUUCUUCCCACCACCGAAAACACUGGAUUAAUCCUGGACGACUGUUGACGUAGUACUUUCUUCCUAAAAAAGCAACACUGGAGAUUGUCCCACCAGUGAAAUUUUGGCUGGAUAAAAGCACCAACCAAACCAGUUGUCCAUGGACACUACAAACCUAACAGUUACACAGCUAAAAAACUAGCGGAUAAACAGAGUUCAAAUGGACUUCUGGAUGAUACAUUUGAGUAAUCAAUGUCUAGUGAGCAGCCCUACAAGGAACCCCCCAAGAAAAGGUCAAAUGUUGGCUCCAAGUAAAAAUUUGGUCUCUAAAAGUGAAACUAAAAUGAGAAAGACACUUGGGGAGUGCAGACUUUCUCCAAGGCCGAUAGUCAACUGUUCUACAACACACUAUUUCACACCCCAAACCAGGUUUGCACAAAAAAUUCGUAGGUAGCCCAUGUUUCACCAAGUUCCAUGAAAAUUGGCUUGGUGGUUUUUGUGUAAUUCUGUUUUUGUGUAAUUUUUAAAUGCUAUUUAAAACAUCAUUUGGGUGUUCAAAGGUUGUGUUUUUUCCAACCAUCACCAAAAGUAAUGGAUUAAUCCUAGAAUACUGUUGAUGUAGAGCUUAUUUCCUUAUAAAGAUACCACCAGAGAUUGUCCAACCAGUAAGUAUUUGGUCGGAUGAGAGCAUUUCAACCAACAAAUUGUCCUGGACCACACACACCUGAAACUGGGGAAAUGGCAGAGCUGUCUUUGUACUGCAAUGAACCAGCUUGUAAUUCCAAUUUCUUCUCUAUAAGAGAAACUAAAACUAGAAGGACUUUCUCCAAGGCUAGUAGUCAACUCUUCUACGACAUGCUAUUUCAAACCCGAAACCAGAUUUGCACCAAAAUUUAGUAGGUAUCUCAUGUUUCACCAAGUUUCAUGAAAAUUGUCUUGGUGGUUUUUGUAUAAAUCUGCCUGUAAACGGUUAUCAAAACAUUCACAAGUUGUGUUUUCCUACCAUUGCCAAAAAUAAUGGAUUACUCCUAGAAGGCUGUUGAUGUAGAGCUUCUGUCAUUAUGAAAGUAGCACCAGAGAUUGUUUGACCAAUAAGAAUUUAGUGGAAUGAAAGCAUAUCGACCAUUAAAUCGACCUGGACCCUACAACCCCUAGCAAAUACGCAGCUUACUACAAGGAACCACCUUCUAAUUCCAAUUUCUUCUCUAAAAAUUAAACUAUAACUAGAAGGACUUUCUCCAAAGUUAAUAGUCCACUCUUCUACGACAUGGUAUUUCACCAUCCAAACCAGAUUUGCACAAAAAAUUUAGUAGGUAGCCCAUGUUUCACGAAAAUUGUCUUGGUAGUUUUUGUGUAAAUCUGCUGGUAAAUGGUAUUUAAAACAUCUUGGGGUUGUUCACAGGUUGUUUCUUUCAACCAUUACCAAAAGUAACGGAUUAAUCCCAGAAGACCUGUUGAUGUAGCACCAGACAUGGUCCAACUAAUGAAAUUUUGGUUGAAUUAGAGCAUAUCGACCAACCAGUUAUUCUGAAAAGAAGACAUUCGUUGAUUGAUUUGAUCUGCCAGCUUAUUUCAGCUCUAGAUUUUUGCAAAUAAAAGGCCAAAAUGGAAAGAAUCAGACAUCUUUUCAGAUUUAUCUGGCAUCUAGUGUGCAGGUUAGCGCUUUUAGCUGAAUAUUCCUAACCCAUUCUCAACAUCUCGCUCGACAUGGCGGCAACCGGGGUGUUAAAAGCCGAUAAUGCUCAGCUUCAAACUAGAGGCCUCCAGUUUCCACCGGGGAAAGAUGCCACCCGCUCCCAACAGAAAGUUCCAGUCAUCGUCGCCAGAGAGUUGUCCACUGCCAAUUCCCUGACACUGUUUCAUCCACGCAGUCUGUCCGAGGUCCAUACACAACAUGUCUCACUCCCAACUGUGUGUGUCAUACACUAAAUUAUGCACACACAACUCCUCACAAAGCCUUGUUUUCGUUUGUACUAAAGCAUUGCAAUAUAUGUCAAUACCCCAUCAGAUAUAUAGAAUGUAACCACAUGUACUCCCACUAACCAGGCAGUAGUUGCUACAUAUAGUACACGGCAACUUUACAGUCCAUUUUGACAGACACUGUAUUUAUUACUGGACAUAAUACUGUAAACUAGACCUAGUGCCAGGAGGGAAGGGUGAUGGAGUGUCUCUAGAAGCUGCACAGCAUCACUCCUCCGGGUUUAGAGAGGAAAGUGUGAGACAGGAAGUCAGAGAAGAGUCAGUUCAGCCACUAUGUCCAACACGUCAGAUGCAUAUUUCUCUGGUCUGAGGCAUGUUAGCAUGAAUCCAAGAGGGACAGAGGAAGAUAGAUGAAAACUAGGUUGCCUCACCUCAUUAUUGGCACUAUUUAUUCCUCCUUUGAUAUAUCUGUAUACAUCUAAAUAUAUACAUGUAUACUGUAUAUACAUAUUUAAGUGUUGACAUAUAUGAAUGUAUGAGCAAUGUGUCUAUAACGUGUAGGUAUCGUCAGUAUGUCUUUAUAUAUCAUGUUAUAUUCGUAUCAUGGAGUAGCUCCUCCUUUCUUUCUGUUUUGUCUACAUGCACAUUGGUAUCCAGGUACGAUGUGCAUGUAACAUGUUCUGUGUGAUUGUGAUAUUUGGUAUCGCAAUUGUGCAAAACUCGCUAGCUUGAUAGCAGGGUUUGGGUUUUUUUUUUCGUCCGGGCUUAGCUGGGAUACUGAGGCAUGUAAUCAUGGUGUUCUACUAGUGUUUCGUGAAGGUUUGAGUUUCCAUUAGUGAUGCUGAUUCAUUCAUAAGAUACAGCAGGAUGCAGGUGGCAGCAUAAGAUGCAUAUGAGAUCGUCCUGCAUAUGCGUACGAACCAUCACAUCGUCCCAUCAACCAUUUAUAUGGUGCUUUAACACAUUUUCAGCAGUUUCUUUGUUGAUAGGAAUCACAUUUUUUCUGUUUAGAUCUAUAACUUCUUUGCAUUUGCAGGCUGCAGUUUCUCCACUAGGGGCAGCAGCUCAGUUAUUGUUGGAUUACAGGCUUGCUGCAUGAAGACAUUUCAGUGUUUGGUUAGUGUUGAUUUCGUUUCCGGAUACGUCUAAUACGAGUUAAAGAUAAAGAUUAAUCGAGUUGAAAGACUUAUAUGCUUCUUAACCCUCUGAACACCAAGCAGUUUCUGGACGCUUUUUUGCUCCAGUCACAGUUUUUUUUUCACUGUAGGCUCAUUUUUCACUCCAAUAUAAAGUCAUGCACCUCUUUGGAAACGGCACAACCAUGAAGAACUUAGAAAUGUCUUCUGUGCAGUAAAUUAAAAGUAUAAUGCUAUGAAGCAGAAAUAGAAAAAAACUGGAAUCAACAAGUACAACAUAUUUCCAAGCGUCCAUAGGUGUUACCAGUAAAAAUGGCGGCUCUACAUGUUUUAGAUAUUUUACUAUUUACAUUUUUAACUUGGUUCCAUUCUUGUCGUCUUUCUGCUUUGUGUAAACACAGCCUGCAGUUCAACCGAGGAACAUUUUUGACACGAUAUUGAUUAAAUGUCACAAUUUUAAGUGUAGAUUUGGUUGAUUUUUCCAACAGAAUGUCACUUUACAAAUGAGUAGUUCAAAGACCAUUGGAAAGACUUAGAUGAAUGAUGCCGUUUGCCCAUUUUUUUCAAAGUCAGCAUGACGUUCAAACCUGCUAGCAGGUUUUGGGGGUUCAGAGGGUUAAAGUUUUUGUGUUGUCACACUCACUGCUAAAUUAUUUAACUGUAGAGUUCUUCCAAAACACAAACAAGUUCUGUUAGAGUAAACAGAAAGAGCUGAGCACUUGUAAAACGCUUGAAAUUAGUCUUAAUUUACCCAAAAUUCACAGCAAUUGGUCCAAAUUAAGAUCAUGGACUGUAUAGGAAAGAUGGACAUAGUGUCACCCUUUGGUUUGUGGACUACUGUUUUGGAGCGAUCUUGAAACCAGACAUGACAAGCAAGGUGUGAAUCGAACUAUGCAUGCCUUUGUUGUCUAUUUUAGUCCAAAUAAGACCAUAAUUUACAAAAUAAAAGUCGUGCUGUCUUGAAGGACUCUUAAAAUUAGCGAUUGAGUGCAUAGACUCAUCAGGAAAAUGUUUACUGAGGUAGCAAAUCAAGGACAAAGUAGGGUCAUUUUCUCAUAGACUUGUACAAGAGUCGCCCCCUGCUGGCUGUUAGAUAGAAUGCAGAUUUAAGUCACUUCUGCAUCGGCUUCACUCUUCAGAUCCAUCUCCAUCUUUUAUUUACAGUCUAUGUUUAAGAUUAAACACACAAAAUAUUUUAUCUGGAGACAAGAUUUGACCUGAAGUGUGACAACAAAGUUUAAAUGAGGCCACAGUCAGAGUUAAAGUAACUUUGUGAAGUUCUGGACAUGUUGACCUUCACUGUGUCCCUACAGUUCAGACCUGCAGAUGAGGCUCUGUCACCACCUACUGGCAAAGUAUUAGAAGCUGUGUUUUUACAAGCAGACAAUGGAUUUUAUACGUGUCUUUUAUAUCUGUGUCCGUUCUAAAACAAUCAAUGAACAGGGCAGGGCAUGAAGUGAUUUAGAAACUUGACCAUCAAACAAGUCAAACUUCUAAUUUUUACAUUUUAGGUGCAUUAGAUGGCAGAUCUAGAUGCUCAGUUUUAACUUUGGAAUAAAGAUUCUAAAGUAGGUAUGACAGCGUCCAGAAAAGGUUCCAUUAUUUGAUUAGGUGAUUGGCAGGAAGUAAAAAUGCUAAAUAUAUUGUGUUGACUUCCUGUCUUACAGCAAAGUAAAUUGAAUAUCAUCUGGUUUUGGACUGUCAGUUCUUACGUAUAUUUGGCUCUAGGACAGUAUAAAGUUUAUUUUUACUGUUUUCUGGGGUUUUAUAGACCAAAAAUAAUCACCAGAUCAAUGAUAAAGUGAGUAAUUGCCUUUCUUGUCCAGGUAGUGUGCAUAAAAUGUACACGAGUGCACAUAAAAACAGCCCGAGGAGCCAUUUUAAAGGCCCCUGAUGUCAUAAAAUCCAGUGUUUAGAUCCCAAAGAAACAUUCACUGAAAUGUCCAGCGCUGCUGUGGCCUCUGACUCAUUACUGGCCAGGAAGAAGUUAAUAUUCUCACAGGGAGUUAAAGCUGAGGGCAAAGCUUGCAGAGUGAGUGUCUCGGUCCAGGUUCAUCUACAGGUUGUUCAGUCAACUCUGACCCCUGUCAUCUGGUCAUUUCAUACAAUGUUUGAAAUCCUUACAGCAAUACAUUCGAUUUCAGACAUCUCACAAACUUUGCUUCCUCUUGUGGGAUCACCAAAGUGUCUGGCAGGAUAAAUCAGGUGCACUAGUUCAGAUUUGAGGAGUGUAAUUUAGUGCAUGGCGUCAUACUUUCAUUUUCCCAUCACCUCAACAUGAACCCCACACCACACAGCGAUGAAGAUUGAAGGAUUGUACUUCAGUCUACAGCCAGAGAGAAUUACAAACCUCUCACAACUACAUAUUUUACCAGAACUGUUUGUGCCAAUGUACUGUUAACAUUCAUGAUUGGCUUUGUUGUCAUUCAAAUGGCCUGGGGUUUGCAUCUGCUCUACAAUACUGCCCUCCUUCUGAAUACACAAAAAGCAACAACCUUCACUUUUUCCUUGUUCAGUUGUACACACGGUGUUUCUUUAAAUUUGGGAAUUAUUGGGGUUGUUCAAAUCGGUCCAGGAUGAGGGUACGUACUUUAUACACCACUGUCUCCCAAAAAUCACAUUUCUAUACAACUAGACUGCAUUCUUAUUUCCGUUUUCCGGGAUAUUCUUCCAAAUUAUAUUCAUGAUGUACCACAAAGAUAUUUAAGAUCAACCUAUCUUUGCCAUUUAUUGUACUGUUUUGCUGUCAUUCCUUUAUAGCCCACCUAUUGUAUAUUAGGUGAGGCAGAACUCAGUACCUUGGUAACCCAAAAAAUGUCCAAACAUAGUUUUAACCAAGUAAAGGGUUACAACUGAAAGUAAGCAACAAGUGAAAAUGAAAAGUAAGUGUUGGAGUAAAGUCUUGUUGCUAACUUCUACCUGCUAACGUGGAUAUUGUGACCAUUCCUACUUCGCUUGUAGUGAUGCAUAAUUUAGUUAGCCAACCCCUAACCCUGAUGUAGCCACAGAAUUGACCAAAGUACUAAUGUAAUGGUUACCAGAGGUUGUCUGGUUAAACUUUGGUUUGUUUUACAUAUGUUAGCUUUGGUGGAAAUCCAUUAACCACCACACAAGUCUUUGUCAUGGUGCCCCUUGCUAGCUAAACCCCCACAAUGCUUUUGAUGGCACAAAAACCAAAAGCGAGAACUGCCCAUAGCCUUAGCGACCGCCUUCUUGGGAUGCUACAGCAUAAAACCCAAAGUGCAGUAUUUCAUCUCUUUAAAUAGUAAGAGGCUCCACCUGAUGGUGCUCCCAGGUACUACAGCUGAUCUACAAUACAGUUUUCUUUCAUGUCGUAAAUGAGAAUGCAGUUUACUUGAAUAACGACGUCAUUUUUGUGAGACAGACUUGACUUUAUAGCAUUAACUGCCUACACUGACCUGCCCAUUGAGUAAACCAUUGACAGUUUUUGGCUUCCGAGACACAAACACUCUGUGGUGGCCGAACUAGCCAUGGUGGACGUUUUCUUCCACUGCUGAAAACACUUUUUGGAUGAAACAAAAAUGCAACAAAUCACGCGUAAGAAGAAGAUGUCUAUCAUGGCUACACUGCUGGCUCCUUUAUGCAUUGAGUAACAGAUAAACACUGCCACCUGCUGUUCAACAAAUCCAGUAGUUUGCACACUCUUUGAUUUAUGGUGAUUAUAACUCAUGGCAUCAUACAGUAAAUAGUUACAAUCCAAUCCCGUGUUCCCAAAUGUGAAACCAUGUAACGUCAAUAUUAAGCAAUGGAUUUGUUCGUUUCAAAGGUACCAGCAUCAUUUUGUGGGUUAUACAGUACAUUAUGUAUUAUUGAGAAUGUCAAAUGUGAAAUGCCAUUGAUGUAUAUUGUUAUAUAUACUGAGUAUGUAACACGCACUAUAAGGCAAUUGUGAAUUGCUGCAUUUUACUGUUAUAACUGGCCUAUUACAGUGUAAAGAUAGGACAUAGUUUGAUAUUGGAUCUUGAUGAAACAUUCGUUUUGACUUACUUUCUCCUCAAAGUGAUGUUUUGUUUGUUUUUAUCUAGAUUUUUGUCCUGUUGCAAGGGCAUAAGUUCUGAUUAUUUUAACUAAAGACGGCUAUUUUUUGUACAAUAGGGAAUGUUCAUGAAAGUGUGAUUGUGACCUGCUUCUCCGACGUAAUUUUUCAGUUUGAUACGUGUUGUUUUUGGAUGUAGUCGCCUACAUGUGUAAUGGUGGUCAGACCUGGGCCAGGCUGUAAUUGUAACUCGCCGGUUGUUUCAAAAACCAGAGUAGAGAGGAGGGCUGGUAAAUCAAUCACACAGGUAGUUGUGUUUAUUAUCGUAGAAAAAGUACAUUACGAAUGAUUUCCUGUGAUUUUCGUUCAAAUUCGCCGUCCCGUGUGGCGCAGCUCGAACAUCUGGAGGCAAGACGCUGAAAAGUGACCGACAGCUGAUUCUUUAUGUCAUGGAAACUCAUGUGGUUGAGCUUAUGAUGCAAUAAGCUGCAUCCCUCCGGAGCUCCUGAGGGCGGCUCCAACAAACAACUGGGAUUACUUACAAAUACCGUCUGGCGCAGGUGAGGUUCUGACUGCAGAGCUGUCAUCUUCUUGGCCUAAAGCAGGAGUUUUAGCACAAAUGAGCCCACUGCCUGACUCCUCCUGGAGUCCAUUACAGUCUUAUCUUGUCACACCGUUUCUGUUUGUGUACAGGUGUUGCAGAGGACGUUGUUGUGACGUUGGAUUGGCUGUCAAUGGGUAUAUCCACUUAUAUGAAUAUAGAUAUCUAUAUAUACUGUAUAUUUGUCACCGCUGCUGACAUCUCAACGAAAGCAUCACGACGACACGGCACUCGGCACCCAAAGCCUUACAGUAAAUGAUUGAUUCUUCAGAUAUGUUUUUGAGUUUGUGUAUCUCACUUCACACGGUAGGAAGGGACGAUCCCUUACAGAGCGACACAUCGAUGAAGUGCACUUGAUUUUAAAUUGCAAUGUUAUUUUUCUUACCUUGGAGAAGUCCCUUCUUUCUUAUGUUUAAGAAAUAAAUGGCUGAGGUAUUAA
Molecule: messenger RNA, 10754 nt
Organism: Amphiprion ocellaris (clown anemonefish)
Lineage: Eukaryota; Metazoa; Chordata; Actinopteri; Pomacentridae
Gene: dusp3a
Product: dual specificity phosphatase 3a
Exons: 3
Coding region: 53-700 (215 amino acids)
Biological process (GO): protein dephosphorylation; negative regulation of MAPK cascade
Cellular component (GO): cytoplasm
Molecular function (GO): MAP kinase phosphatase activity; protein tyrosine/serine/threonine phosphatase activity
Source: RefSeq, a predicted model, not a curated record